AUGUAUGGUUAUGAUAAUCCGGAAGUAAGUUGUUGGUAUCGUGAUUCGGGUCAAAAUUAUAAUAUAAUAUGGCAAUGGAUUACUCUUUUCGGCUGGGUAGAUGCUUCCAUCUUAUAUUGUGCGAUCGUUGUCUUUAUGGUUAUUAGAAAACUCAGUUAUGCAACAAAAAAUACCGAUGAUUUUGAUUCUUCCCAGUUGUCUGAUUACCCCACCUUAAUUAAUAAGAAUUUGUUUUCUUCUGUUGUUAGAAGGGUUAUGUGGUAUCCUAUGGUGCCAUUAGCUGUUCAAUUUUUUAAUUCUUUCGUUGAAACUUACGCUUAUGUUAAUAAAGCAGUCCCUUUUCUUCUAUUAUUGCUUUGUGAUAUUGGCUUAUCACUUGAAGGAUUACUGAAUACUUUAGUAUUUUCUCAAGACAUUGCUAUCUCUCGUGCUUUCCAGGAUGUUAAACUACAAUUGUGGAUCUCCAUUGUUAACACUUAUGAGUCUCACUAUCCUCAUCGAUCACACAACAAAGCCAUCACCGAUGAAUUCAGCAUGCCAAAAAUAUCCAAUAAUUUUGUUGAAUUGAAAGCUCUAAAUUACAAUAAAGCUAAUCCUUCUCUUUUAGAAUGGUUAAGAUAUAUGCUAUUGAUUAAACUUUUCUCGGCACCAAAAAUUUCAUUUCAAUUAAUUUCACCUAAACUUUUAUCACAAACCGAUUCUUUUGCUGGAAAUAAGCUUGAUGCCUCUUCGACUCACCUUGGAAAGGAUGAUUCAAAGCAUGAUAUAGCCCAUUAUAAUCGUAAUGAUGAUCAAGAUUUAGAUUUUCCUGAUCCUGUUCAUUUAAAAGAUUCUUCCUCAUUAGAUUUGUCAUCUAAUUAUUUAAAUUCGUCAACUUUAUCUGAUCCCUUGAUAGGUAGUUCUAAAAAUAAUCAAACUAAUCGAAUUAAUAUAAGUAAUACUAAUAAUAUACAUGCCCCACUUAAUUCUACCACAAAUGUAAUAGACAUAUCAAACUGUACACUCAGCGAUGGUGAACCAACAAUAUCAGAGGAAUUUAAAAAAAUAUAUAGUUCAGAUAUUGAUUUAUCUGAAGAAAAUGAAACGCUUAGAUUGAUGCUAAAAAGAAUAUAA
Molecule: messenger RNA, 1113 nt
Organism: Dentiscutata erythropus
Lineage: Eukaryota; Fungi; Glomeromycota; Glomeromycetes; Diversisporales; Gigasporaceae
Source: the annotation of a GenBank genome assembly